AUGUCGGAGCUGAGUGAUGAAGCCAGUGAGUCGGAGCUGCUGAGCCGCAGUCUUUCCAUGUGGCACGGGGUUGGCCAGAUGAUCUGUUGGGAAGAGCUGGAUGUCCCUCUGGACUUGCACACAGCCUCCUCUGUCGGCCAGUGUGAAGUGGUGCAGGAGUGUAUUCAGCGUGGAGAUCUGGACCUAAAUAAGAGGAAUUGUGGUGGUUGGACUCCACUGAUGUAUGCCUCCUAUAUUGGCCAUGACAACAUUGUGCACCUGCUGCUGGAAGCAGGAGUGAAUGUGAACAUCCCAACACCAGAAGGGCAGACACCGCUUAUGCUUGCCUCCAGCUGUGGAAAUGAAAGUGUUGCUUACUUUCUCCUACAGCAAGGUGCAGAGCUGGAGAUGAAGGAUAUCCAUGGCUGGACUGCUUUAUUUCACUGCACCAGUGCUGGACAUCAGCAGAUGGUCAAGUUCUUACUGGACAAUGGGGCAAACGCCAACUGCAAGGAGCCAGUGUACGGAUAUACACCUCUGAUGGAAGCAGCUGCUUCUGGCCAUGAGAUAAUUGUUCAGUACCUUCUAAAUCAUGGAGUGAAGACAGAUGUCAGAGAUAACACUGGAGCCACAGCACGGACACUGGCCAUGAAGUAUGGACAUACAAAGAUUGUGGGGCUGAUAGAUUUGCAUGCAGCCCCAGUGCCCAAGGUCUUCUGCAGGGGUCCAGGAAAAUAUGAAGAGCUGAGUUCCUCGGAUGAAUCUUGCUCUGCUCCACAGAGACAGAGACCUGUUCGUCGGACCAAAGGUCCCAGCAUCCAUGAUGGGCCCCAGGCUUUGGCUAAGAUAACAGCAGUAGGAAUUGGGGGAAAGAAGCAGUCUCGCUAUGAGCAGGUCCCUCCUCAGGGCUAUGUCACCUUCAACGAUGACGGCAGCUGUGAAGCAGAGAAUAUCCGCAACAGGGAUGUUACCUCUCCAAUUAAUGAGCAAGAUGUGGAAAGCAGCAGCAGCAGGGAGGAUACUGUUUUCCUCACCAACAACUUGGCAACCAUCAGGAGCAGCAGCAGCAGCAGUGAAUGCCUAACCAAAGCCCUGGGAGUCAGCAGUGAAGGUUCCUUGGAAAGUAAUGAGGACUCUGACCAUGCGAACAGUCCCCCUAGUCGGAAACAAGCCAAGAGCUUUAAGAUCAAGAACCGCUACAGCAACAGUGAUGGCCAGUGGACCCACUGCCCAGGGAAAGUUGGGGCCUCUAGUCAGCACCUACUCCUGCCUGAGCCCCCUGCCUAUACAGGGCCCCAGGACCUGGCAACAUUCCUUGAACAGAUCGGGUGCCUGAAGUAUCUGCAAGUGUUUGAGGAGCAAGAUGUUGACCUCCGGAUCUUCCUGACCCUCACAGAGAGUGACCUGAAGGAAAUAGGCAUCACUCUGUUUGGCCCAAAGAGGAAGAUGACUUCUGCCAUUGCGCGGUGGCACAGCAAUGCUCGUCCGCCCAGUGAUGCCCUGGAGCUGGCCUAUGCGGACCGGCUGGAGGCAGAGAUGCAGGAACUGGCCAUUCAGCUGCACAAGAGGUGUGAAGAGGUGGAGGUGAUGAAGGGCCAGGUGUGCCAGGAGCAGAAGCUGCGUGCAGUAGCUGAGAGCUGUUUGAUGGAGCGGGAUGAGACCUGGAAUGCCAUCCAGUGCCAACUCAGAGAGGCUCAGGCCAUCACCAAGGAUGCUGGAGUCCUGCUGGAUCAGAUCAAAUGCUGUCAAGCAGAGCUGUCCUCCCGGCUAACCCAGGAGCAGGCAGUGGGCAAAGUGCUGGAUACAGAGGUGCAGCUGGGGACCAGUGAGAGCAGGAGGCCUGGUGAGCGCCCGGUGCUGGAAGGAUGGCCACCUUCCCUGAAGUCUCUGAGCUUGCCUGAGCUGUCAGCUGUCCUAGAGGAGUGUGUGGGAGAAAUGGGAAAAGCUCUGCAGACUGUGACUCAAAACCUCCAAAGGCUCCAAGCCCCAGGGCAGAGUGGGCAGAGCUGGCUCAAUCCAUAA
This is a messenger RNA of Nestor notabilis (Kea), 2001 nucleotides long. RefSeq names its product ankyrin repeat and sterile alpha motif domain containing 3 (gene ANKS3). Lineage: Eukaryota; Metazoa; Chordata; Aves; Psittaciformes; Psittacidae. The record is from RefSeq and is a predicted model, not a curated record. The transcript is spliced from 15 exons. Gene Ontology annotation, molecular function: protein binding. Bases 1 to 2001 code for a protein of 666 amino acids. Gene Ontology annotation, cellular component: cilium.